UUAAGUAAUCUUCUCUCUGUUAACGAUGAUAUUUGCGUUGGAAUCAAUUCUCCUCGUUUGCACUUGAUAUGUAGGUGAAUAUGUAUGUGAUUUUGACAUUUCAUAUUUUUGGAUUCUAGUCAAACUACCAAUUUGCAAAAUAUGGCUUCUGGUGGAGCACCUGAUGGUCAACCUCCUGCUGCGGUUGAAGCAGGAAGCAAUGAUUCGGCUAAAGAAGCAACAUCAAAACCCUCUGCUUCUGGGUUAUCAUCAUGGGCCAGAAAUUUGAAAGUUCCCCAACCAUUUUCUUCCAUGCGAAAUGACUCCGAGGUUGAAAGUAUGGAAAAGUCUACCUUUGCACGAUUUACAAGUGGGUUAGGGCUUCGUUUAUCUCCAAAAUCUCAAUCAGAUGAUAGCUCUGAUGGAGCGUCAAAUGCGGCACAAUUUGGUUUCAUCGGGACAAUUACAAAAGGAUUAGUUGACUCAUCGAUGAGUGCUGUGAAGGCUGUACAGGUCAAGGCUCGUCAUGCUGUAUCCCAGAACAAAAGAAGAUACCAGGAAGGAGGAUUUGAUUUGGAUUUGACGUACAUAACAGAGAACAUAAUUGCAAUGGGGUUCCCUGCUGGUGAUAUGAGUUCUGGUUUUUUUGGAUAUGUUGAGGGUUUGUACCGCAACCAUAUGGAAGAAGUAAUUAAGUUUCUUGAAACUCGCCACCAGGGAAAAUACAAGGUUUACAAUCUUUGUUCAGAGAGGUUGUAUGAUGUAUCGUUAUUUGAAGGAAAGGUUGCCAGUUUCCCAUUUGAUGAUCAUAACUGCCCGCCGGUCCAUUUGAUCUCAUCAUUUUGCCAAAGUGCUUACUCAUGGUUAAAGGAGGACAUAGAGAAUGUUGUGGUUGUGCACUGCAAAGCUGGAAUGGCAAGGACGGGGCUUAUGAUCUCAAGCCUUCUGCUGUAUCUGAAGUUCUUUCCGACAGCUGAAGAGUGCAUGGAUUUCUACAACCAGAAAAGAUGCGUGGACGGAAAAGGGCUUGUGUUACCUAGCCAAAUUAGGUACGUGAAAUACUUUGAACGGAUUUUGACAUAUUUCAAUGGGGAAAACCAACCGGGUCGCAGGUCUAUGCUUAGGGGUUUUCGGCUUCACAGGUGUCCGUAUUGGGUCAGGCCAUCCAUCACUGUUUCAGACCAUAACGGUGUUCUCUUCUCCACCAAAAAACACACAAGGACGAAGGAUCUCUCGCCGGAAGACUUUUGGUUCAGUGCACCAAAGAAAGGGAUUAUGGUCUUCGCCCUACCGGGAGAGCCUGGUCUGACUGAGUUAGCUGGGGACUUCAAAGUCCAUUUUCAUGACCGUCAAGGAGAUUUUUACUGUUGGUUAAACACGGGAAUGAUGGAGAACAGGAAGAUUCUGAAUACAGAUGACCUCGAUGGGUUCGACAAGAGGAAGCUACCUUCGCCUGGAUUUCAGAUCGAAGUUGUUCUUGCUGAUAUCUGCUCUACUUCCCCUGCAACAACCCCUCGUUCACAAACAAAAACCGAGACACCGAAAGAAACUUCAUCUAAUUGUCCCCCGGUUGAGAACAUUGAAGCGGAUCCAGAAUCGAAGAAAGAAACCGGGAACUCUAAUAAAGAUGAUGUAUUCUCUGAUAGCGAACACAGAAAACGGCACUCGGGUUCAUGUGGUCCGAGUGAAACUCCCCCCAUUACCCAAACUACUGAAUCCAAACGAAGCCCGGAUCAAGUUUCCAAGGUAACACAAGCAUUUGAGAAUGUCUCUAUCUCGGGAAUCCCGGGAAAUGCUGAAGCAGCCGAAAAGAAGACCUCGAGUUUAGAUGCUGCAAACUCAGAGAGCGAGUUCAAGGUAAUGGCAGCUGAUGCGUCAGUGUUUACGUUUGGAGACGAAGAAGAGUAUGAAAGCGAGUGAAGGAAGUCUCAUUGAUGAAUCUGUACAUAAAAAGAUUACCCAAAAGAAGAAAAUUCAGUUCUAAAUUAUAUUAUUACAUGUUCAGUCAACAUUCAAUUUCAUUUUUGUCGUUAUUUGUGAUGUCGAAGUAUACUUUUAUAUUGCUCGUGCUGCGUGAAAUAUACAUGUACUGCACACAAGUCACAUUUAUGUUGUUGAUUAUGUCUUACCAUUUUGUCGGUUA
Molecule: messenger RNA, 2122 nt
Organism: Tarenaya hassleriana
Lineage: Eukaryota; Viridiplantae; Streptophyta; Magnoliopsida; Brassicales; Cleomaceae
Product: phosphatidylinositol 3,4,5-trisphosphate 3-phosphatase and protein-tyrosine-phosphatase PTEN2A-like
Exons: 13
Coding region: 142-1899 (585 amino acids)
Biological process (GO): dephosphorylation
Cellular component (GO): cytosol
Molecular function (GO): phosphatidylinositol-3,4,5-trisphosphate 3-phosphatase activity
Source: RefSeq, a predicted model, not a curated record